AUGUCCAACCGAAAUACAAAAUCUAAAAGCCCUAAGAUCAAAAAACCAUACAAUUUUGACAAAGAUCUAAUGAAAUAUCUUAUUUUAUAAAAGAUAACCAAACCUUCUGCCCCUGUUGAGAUGAUCACCAAAACUUAACCGGAUGAAGAUUCAGAAGUUGAUGAUUUUAAAUAAGAAAUAGAAAUCAAAUUUAAGAAAUGUAAAAUCAAUCACUCCUUCAAGUUUCCCAAAGAAGACUACGAAUCCUCCUCCGAUAAUUCUCUCUAGUCUCUCAAAGAUGUCACUCUCUAUUAAUUGAAUUAAGACAAUAUAGAACGUUUCACAGAUGCAACUCAACCAUAAUUCAUUAAACUGCUUAACGAAAGAUUAAUCAAAUUAACAGAUUUGAUUCAAGAUGAUACUCUUUCCAUCCAAAAGCCAAUCCCGAAUCCCAAAUCUUCAAGGUUGAUCUCCCAAUAAAUAUCAAGAUUAUAGAAGAUGCGUGGUUAGAACCUAUCCAACUCCUCCUUAGCCAAGUAGACUGAUUAAACAAUGGCAAGUCAAGGUCGAGAGAGUGUGACCAACAAAGUUCAUUCAAAUAUAGGCUUCAAAGCCACGCCAACCUUGUCCUCAGAAAAGAAGAAUCAAUCUAAACAAAUUCAACAAAUAUUAAAAAUUGCACAAUAAAAGUAGUUAAACAAUAACAGCAAUAAUACAUUCUAUAAAAGGUCUGCAUAAACCAAUACUGGCUACUUCAAUCGCAAUAAUAAUGCUGGCGAUAGAAAAAACAUAGAAAACAUUAAAAUCAAGACAGAAUAUGAUGAUUAAGAUGCAAAUUUAAAUUAAUUUUACAUACUUCCAAAAUCCAGACCUAAAAAUAGAGAAUCCAAUUCUAAAUUAAAAAAACAAGACACUUCUUAAGGUCAUAAAAUGUUAAAUUACACUAUAGACAACCAUAUUUUAGAAUAAUUAAGAGGUACAAGGAAUGCUAAAAGUUAAAACAAAAAUUAUAAAAAUUGA
This is a messenger RNA of Paramecium tetraurelia, 999 nucleotides long. RefSeq lists its product as uncharacterized. The transcript has 4 exons. NCBI's taxonomy places the organism in Eukaryota, Ciliophora, Oligohymenophorea, Peniculida, Parameciidae. The record is from RefSeq and is a predicted model, not a curated record.